Fusarium poae is the source of this 1674-nucleotide messenger RNA. RefSeq lists its product as uncharacterized. The record is from RefSeq and is a predicted model, not a curated record. Gene Ontology annotation, molecular function: flavin adenine dinucleotide binding; NADP binding; N,N-dimethylaniline monooxygenase activity. Bases 1 to 1674 code for a protein of 557 amino acids. NCBI's taxonomy places the organism in Eukaryota, Fungi, Ascomycota, Sordariomycetes, Hypocreales, Nectriaceae. The transcript has 7 exons.
AUGUCGCCUUUCCCAAUCACCGGUGACCCUCUUCUGGAACAGCCCGCUUUCACUCGCACGCGAAAGAUGCGAGUGGUCUGCAUUGGCGCUGGGUUCUCGGGUCUACUUGUUGCGCACAAGGUCCAACAUGAGUUAAAGUUGGAGGACGAAGUUGACUUGACUAUCUACGAGAAGAAUGCAGAUAUCGGUGGAACUUGGUUCGAAAACACUUACCCGGGUGCCGCUUGUGAUUUCCCUGCUCACGCGUAUGUCUUUCCAUUCGAGGGAAACCCGGACUGGAGCAGGUUUUAUGUCGGCCAAGAGGAAAUCCAAGAUUACAUAAAACGCACAGCUGAAAAGUACAAUUUGACCAAGUAUGUCCAGCUCAAUACCACCAUGAAGGAAACGAUAUGGGAUGAAGAGUCAGGUAAAUGGAAGAUCAAAAUUGAACAGGGCGGUGAGAUCAAGGAAGACGAAGCAGAUUUUGUCAUCAACGCAUCAGGGUUCCUGAACAAGUGGAAGUGGCCUGAUAUCCCGGGUCUCUUUGACUUCAAGGGCAAGCUCAUGCACAGCGCAAAAUGGGACAACACUUAUGACUGGACACGUAAAAAGGUGGCUGUCAUUGGCAAUGGAGCUUCCGGAAUACAGCUUGUGACCGCCAUGCAGCCCAAGGUCGAAAACCUUGUUAACUACAUGCGCCAGCCCACAUGGAUAUCUGUCAACUUCUUGAUUGAGAAAGCUCCCGACGGUGUCAAUCGUGAAUAUACUGAGGAACAAAGACAGUUAUGGAACAAAGAUCCCCAGGCUCUUUAUGAUUACAGAAAGGAGCUUGAAAAGUCAAUCAAUGCCUUCUUCUUUGUCAUGUGUCUCGACCACCCCGCACAACCGUUCUAUGAAGGGCUAUGCAACGAAAGAAUGCAUGCUUCUAUGAAGAAUGACCCUGAACUUGAGAAGCGAAUGGCUCCCAAGUUUCGACCCGGAUGCCGUCGCAUCACACCAGGUGAAGGUUACCUUGAGGCUUUGCAAGAAGACAACUGCCGAGAUUGUUGGGAUCCUAUCAAGCGUAUCACAGAAGAGGGGAUUGAGACAGAUCAAGGAGUGGAGAAGUUUGACCUCAUCGUGUGUGCCACCGGAUUUGACAGCUCAUGGCUUCCCCAGUGGAAGCAGGUGGGCCGUAACGGUGCCACUCUUGAAGAACUAUGGAAGGACGACCCUGAGGCUUUCUUUGCGUCUAUGGUCAGUCAUAUGCCGAACUAUGCCAUGAUUAACGGACCAAACGCGGCCAUCUCUCAUGGUUCUGUGAUACAACAGAUGUCCUGGACCGCAGACUUUAUUCUCAAGUGGAUCAAGUAUAUGAAUCGUCACCAAAUCAAGACCCUUUGCGUCAAGGAAGAAGCAGUCAAGGACUACAACGAGUAUACGCAAGAGUUCCUAAAGCGUACCGUAUGGUCCGGGGAGUGCCGUACUCUUUACAAGAAUGGUCGCUCGCAAGGACGCAUCACCGGCGUAUAUGCUGGAUCAGUUGUUCACUUCCAAAAGGGCCUAGAAGAGGUUGGAGGUGAGAAUUUUGACAUGACCUGGAGACACAAGAACCGGUUCCUCUGCCUUGGUAAUGGCACAGUAGAGACUGAUGAAAUGGGGGCUGGUGAUCUUGCGCCUUAUUUCGCAGCCUAUGCGCCCUCCUCAAAGAACUGA